CCUAGAAAUAUUAAAGUUUUAAUGUUUGCAACUGCCUUAGUUUAGGUAAAAAUAAGUAAAGCUUAUUCACGUGACUAAAGAACCUCAGCCUUUUUCGGGUUAAAGCAGGUGAUACUUCGUACAUCUAUUUCUAUUUGUCAAAUCGUCGCGACGCAUUCCGCAUCUGCAACCUUUAACCUACCUAGGAGUACCUACAUGUAACCGACCAGCAAACAUAUUGGAACCUUAGCUUAUUAUGGCAUACGUACUAUAGUAGGCAUCCAACUGCUAUCCGCUAUCGCCGACUAACCUCCAUUACUUGUCGCGCAACAUCAAAUCGACAAUACUCUUCAAAUACGACAUCCUGUUGAUCUCCCUCUACCGUAUUCCUCCGUCGUCGGUCGGCGUGUCUUUAUCAGUCCAUCUCAACCAUAAUCUGAUAAUCGAUUGCGAAGUCCUUCCAAAUCGGACUUCGUAAUCCCGAACUUCACACUGGACGACAACAUGGGUGUCAUCCGCAAGAAAACGGCUACGAGGGGUGGCGAGAGCGGUGUUAAAUACGUUUGCGAUGUUUGCUCGGCAGACAUCACCUCUACAGUCCGAAUAAGAUGCGCCCACAGCGCAUGCAACGAGUACGACCUUUGUGUUCAAUGUUUCUCUAUGGGUGCCGCGAGUGGCUCUCACCAGCCAGCUACCCAUCCCUACAGGGUCAUCGAACAAAAUUCAUUCCCUAUUUUCGACAGAGACUGGGGUGCAGAUGAGGAACUGCUGCUUCUCGAAGGCUGCGAGACUUACGGACUUGGAUCAUGGGCCGAUAUUGCAGAUCACAUCGGUGGCUACCGUCACAAGGAUGAGGUUAGGGACCAUUAUCUCAAGGUGUAUGUUGACUCGCCGUAUUUUCCACUGCCGGAACGCUGCAAACCAUCCGACAUGGAACUAGCACAAGAUGUAUCCCGCGAAGAAUUCCAAGCGCGCAAGAAGCGACGCAUCGAAGAUCGUAGAGAGGCUCAGAAGAACGCACCCCCGAUGCCGCCCAAGACAAAGCCCACGGCCAGUGUACCUUCCUGUCACGAGAUUCAAGGCUACAUGCCCGGCCGACUCGAGUUUGAGACCGAGUAUGCUAAUGAGGCCGAGGAGGCAGUCCAACUGAUGCAGUUCGACCCCGGUGACGGUAUCAAUCCCCAUACAGGAAACCUAGAACCGGAAAUGGAGCUCAAACUCACGGUCAUGGACAUCUAUAACUGCCGGUUAACCCAGCGCGUGGAACGAAAGAAAGUGAUUUUCGAGCACAACUUGCUGGAAUACAGGGAAAAUAGCAAGCAGGAAAAGAAGAGAACCAAGGAAGAACGAGACCUUCUGAGCAAAGCCAAGCCUUUUGCGCGCAUGAUGAACCAUGAUGACUUUGAGGCGUUCUGCCAAGGUUUAGUCGACGAGUUGAAUCUACGGCAAGCAAUUACGCAGCUGCAGGAGUGGAGGAACAUGAAGAUUGGUGAUCUUCGUAGCGGAGAAAAGUACGAACAGGAGAAAAGCCAACGCAUACAGAAGGCCAUACCGAUGGGUUCGAUGGAUCGCGAACGACUAGCUUCAGCGCAACGAUCCAAGCAGAACAUUCAACCGGAACCACCUAGUGGAGCUGCUCUGCUCGUAGCGCCCGAGCUCCCAUUUAGACCUGCUACAGCUGGAACGGUAUCUCAAGACGCCCCAGAUACUUCAGCAAACGGCGAGCCGAAGCCGCUCGCAAAUGGGCACACGAACGGAGUUACCAACGGAGUUACGACCAACGGGACACUUGCGCCGGGAAAGCAGAAGUUCAUCUCACAGCCUAUUUCGGGCGUACAGCCACUGGCGCUAACCCAAGACAACGCCCCAGACUUACAUCUACUUACACCGGAGGAGGUAGAACUGUGUAAGGUUUGCCGAAUACAACCGAAGCCGUAUUUGAUGAUAAAAGAACAGGUAUUCAAAGAAGGUCUAAAAGGCAACGGAGCUUUAAAGAAGAAGCAAGUGAAGGAGAUUUCUCGAUUAGAUUCGCAGAAGGGGGGCAGGAUAUUCGAUUUCUUUAUUAACUCGGGUUGGAUUGCUAAGGCCUAAGCUUUUCCGGUAGUAAGUUUAGGAAUACCGUCAGAUGCGAUCGGUUCAAUAUCCUAUAAAUUCUUUGGGGAUUUACCCUUACCUUGUCCCCUUACAUUGCAAGCAUAUUGGAGUAAGGGAUGUAUAUCUAUCAACCCUGUCAAGAAAGAAGAAUGAGAGAGAAGAGGGGGUGAGAUGGCUGAUAACAUGCAGCACAUUCAUCGCUUCGGCCAAACAGGUUCUCCACAGUUAAACUUGAACCGCGGCAGAAUCCGUAAUUAAUACAGUGGCCUUUGCAUUCAUAUGGGCGAUGAUUUUAGUUAGACAGGCUCUUGGAGUCCGAGUCUUAUCCCGAGUAACUUAAUACGACGUACCACACGUUAGGUACCUACCUAGUUAACAAUGUGAUAGCAGCUAAUGCAAGGUUAUAAGUCUCUGUCUCUUCGCGAUGUCUCAAUAUAGUUUCAUUUUAUGAGACAACUCGUGGUGCGUGUUAAGUACAGCAAGAAGUUACACCGACGCAUAAGAAUGCGGACAUACCCGUGUUGAUGUAGUUAGCCGGUGUAAGAUAGACGGGAUUAUGCACAUACUAUGUACUAACAUAAUUCUGACCAUUCCUAUUUCUACCUGCCGGUCCGCGCCCUAGUGCGACCUUUCCCCCCCCUUCUUCCCACGA
Molecule: messenger RNA, 2725 nt
Organism: Daldinia loculata
Lineage: Eukaryota; Fungi; Ascomycota; Sordariomycetes; Xylariales; Hypoxylaceae
Product: transcriptional adaptor-like protein
Exons: 3
Coding region: 484-2070 (528 amino acids)
Biological process (GO): chromatin remodeling; regulation of transcription by RNA polymerase II
Cellular component (GO): nucleus; SAGA-type complex
Molecular function (GO): protein binding; zinc ion binding; transcription coactivator activity
Source: RefSeq, a predicted model, not a curated record